Molecule: messenger RNA, 1887 nt
Organism: Lampris incognitus (smalleye Pacific opah)
Lineage: Eukaryota; Metazoa; Chordata; Actinopteri; Lampriformes; Lampridae
Product: phosphatidylinositol-binding clathrin assembly protein-like
Exons: 19
Coding region: 22-1764 (580 amino acids)
Biological process (GO): synaptic vesicle budding from presynaptic endocytic zone membrane; clathrin coat assembly; clathrin-dependent endocytosis
Cellular component (GO): extrinsic component of presynaptic endocytic zone membrane; clathrin-coated vesicle; clathrin-coated pit
Molecular function (GO): clathrin heavy chain binding; 1-phosphatidylinositol binding; phosphatidylinositol-4,5-bisphosphate binding
Source: RefSeq, a predicted model, not a curated record
UUCCUCCGCCUUUUGGGAAUCAUGUCGGGCCAGUCGUUAACGGACCGGAUCGCCGCCGCUCACCACAGCAUGACCGGGUCUGCCAUCAGCAAAGCCGUCUGCAAGGCCACGACGCAUGAAGUCAGCGGACCUAAGAAGAAACACCUUGACUACCUGAUCCACUGCACCAAUGAGCUGAACGUCAGCGUGCCGCACCUGGCGGACACGCUGCUGGAGCGCACCGGCAGCAACAGCUGGAUAGUGGUCUUCAAAGCCCUCAUCGCCACACACCACCUCAUGAUGUACGGUAACGAGAGAUUGAUGCAGUACCUUGCCUCCAGAAACACACUCUUCAACCUCAACAACUUUCUAGAUAAGGCGGCGCUACAAGGGUACGACAUGUCGACCUUCAUCAGACGCUACAGUCGCUACCUGAAUGAGAAGGCGAUGUCCUACAGACUAGUGGCAGUAGACUUCACCAAGAUGAAGAGAGGGGCGGACGGUGUGAUGCGUACUAUGAAUACGGAGAAGCUGAUCAAGACUCUGCCCAUCAUUCAAAACCAGUUGGAUGCACUGCUGGACUUCCAGCCUAACUCCAACGAACUGACCAACGGAGUGAUCAACGCAGCUUUUAUGUUGCUGUUUAAAGACUCCAUACGACUGUUUGCCGCCUACAAUGAAGGAGUCAUCAAUAUGCUGGAGAAAUACUUUGACAUGAAGAAGAACCAGUGCAAAGAAGCACUGGAGAUCUACAAGACCUUUCUCAACAGGAUGACCAAACUGUCUGAGUUCCUCAGAGUGGCUGAGCGAGUUGGGAUAGAUCAGGGCGACAGCCCCGAUCUCACACAGGCUCCUAGCUCUCUCCUGGAGGCACUGGAGCAGCACCUAGCCUCUCUGGAGGGCAGGAAAAUCAAGGAGCUCUCUGCUGCAAGCAGAACCAGCACCUUGUCCAAUGCGGUGUCCACUCUGUCCAAUACUGGGAUCUCUCUCAGCCGUAUGGAGGACAAGACGGAUGACAACAGACUGCUGCAACACAAGGAGGACGGUCCAAAGGUGAUUGACAUUCAGACACCAAAUGUGUCUCCCAGCACCCAGUCCGUGGGCAGUGCCAACAGUAGUGGAGGGACAACCGACCUCUUCUCCAACUCACCUGUUGUACCCAUCAAUAACCAUGUGCCAAACCUGACCAGUGAGCUGUUCACCCUUCAGCCUAGCUUCACUCCCAUCCAGACCACACACACUGUGCCCAACAACAACGCCUGGGGAGGUGACUUCCUGAAGCCGACCCCACACACUCAGAUUCACAGCGCUGGAGCACACUUGCACUGUGGGAAAAUGCUGCCCAGCGAUCUGGACACCUCCUUAGCCAACCUGGUUGGCAACCUGCAGUUUGGGGGGACACCGGCCAAAAAACCGGAGCUCCAGUGGAGUCAGCUGGUAGAGAAAAAGCCAACAGGAGUGAGUGGCUGGCAGUCCAAGACCAUGUGUACCAGCACCAACUGGACCCAUGCCUCCCACCCCAUGGCACCCGCACCUAUGCCCGUCCCUCAGAUGAAUGGGAUGAUCUAUACUGGCUAUGCUCCUGCACCAGUGGCUUUUCCCAUGACGACACCCCAAGUGCCUGUGUAUGGAAUGCUCCCUCCUCAGAUGGGUCAUCAGGUGGGAGGAGUUCCUAUGAUGGCCCCCCAGCCUGUCAUGUACAACCAGCCUGUCCUGAGACCCACCAACCCGUUUGGACCCAUCCCAGGGGCACAGGCUGGUUUCCUGGAUCUAUGUUUAAGAUGAGAUUCCUUGAAGCUUUUAUCAUCACCGAGACCACCUUCCAUUUACAUAAAAUGGACACAGAUGAAGAAGUUUUCAAGACAAUUCCUGAGAUAUGGACCUCUGGUGAUAAAAGCCCAAAACGUG